CACAAAAUCUACUGGGUCACAGGAUUUGGUGUAACACAGACCGGAAAUGACCGUUGUGUUCUUUCUUAACGCGAGAUCACAGUGCGGGAUUUGUAUUCAUUACUUCGAGGUUAUAAGAUGGCCACUGCGGAGGUGCGGCUUAAUCAUACAAUCUACAUCAACAACUUGAAUGAGAAAAUCAAGAAAGAUGAGUUGAAGAAGUCGCUGUACGCCAUCUUCUCACAGUUCGGACAGAUUUUGGACAUUUUGGUCGCACGAACCAUGAAGAUGAAGGGUCAGGCCUUUGUCAUCUUUAAGGAGGUUAAUAGCGCCUCCAAUGCUCUCAGAUCCAUGCAGGGAUUCCCUUUCUAUGACAAACCAAUGCGUAUCCAAUAUGCCAAGCAGGACUCGGACAUCAUAGCUAAAAUGAAGGGGACUUAUGUGGAGCGUGACCGUAAAAAAGAGAAGAAGAAGCCCAAAGGAACUGAUGCAGCCGGAGCCAAGAAAGGAGUGCCAGGAGCUGCUCCCAUGGUGGCCGGAGUGCCUGCAGCCAUGCCUGGAAUGCCUCCCAUGAGCCAGGCCCCACGCAUGAUGCACAUGCCAGGCCAGCCGCCCUACAUGCCCCCUCCAGGCAUGAUGCCUCCUCCUGGGAUGGCACCUGGUCAGAUGCCUCCUGGUGCCAUGCCUCCUGGUCAGAUGAUGCCCGGACAGAUGCCUGGACAAAUGCCCCAGCAGGUCGCAGAAAAUCCUCCCAAUCACAUCCUCUUCCUCACCAACCUGCCCGAGGAGACCAACGAGCUCAUGCUGUCCAUGCUCUUCAACCAGUUCCCGGGGUUCAAGGAGGUGCGUUUGGUCCCUGGUCGCCACGACAUCGCCUUUGUGGAGUUUGAGAAUGAAGUGCAGGCAGGCGCCGCACGAGAUGCACUACAAGGCUUUAAGAUCACACAAACUAAUGCUAUGAAGAUCUCAUUCGCCAAGAAGUAACACCUCUCCCACGACCAGUCGUCUUCUCACACGCACACACACACACACAAACACACAGGUGGUCUUUUUUUAAAUGUACAGCAGUGACCCAAACUGAGGAAAACGUUUUAGAAAUGAACAGUUGAACAGUACAGCAUCAGUGUUCUUUUUUUCCCUUCUUCCAGGAUUACAUGUAAGUAUACUUUGAAUUUACAUGUAAGUAUACGUUCUUUGCAUCAAGUUGCUGUUUUAUCGUGCUGCACUGACAGAACUGUACAUAAAUUAAGAGCUGAAUAUUGAAGUUAGGAAAUCUGCAUCAUACGGGUAUAAAUUUCACAAAAGUACCAGUUUCUUCUUCUGGGUUCACACUCAAAUCCACAAGCAACUUGAUGUGUUGUUUUUUUUUUAUAUAUAUAUAUUUCUGUUUUACUGUUUUUACUAAAGCAUUGCACCCAGAGUCUGGUCCACCAGACAUUGUACCUGGAGCUUUUUUUCUUUUUAUAAUUAAAACUCUUAUUUGAUACAUUG
Thunnus maccoyii (southern bluefin tuna) is the source of this 1470-nucleotide messenger RNA. RefSeq names its product small nuclear ribonucleoprotein polypeptide A (gene snrpa). Gene Ontology annotation, molecular function: U1 snRNA binding. Gene Ontology annotation, biological process: mRNA splicing, via spliceosome. Gene Ontology annotation, cellular component: U1 snRNP. The transcript is spliced from 7 exons. Bases 118 to 963 code for a protein of 281 amino acids. The record is from RefSeq and is a predicted model, not a curated record. NCBI's taxonomy places the organism in Eukaryota, Metazoa, Chordata, Actinopteri, Scombriformes, Scombridae.